Cyclopterus lumpus (lumpfish) is the source of this 831-nucleotide messenger RNA. Its product is annotated as probable serine/threonine-protein kinase MARK-A. Gene Ontology annotation, biological process: protein autophosphorylation; negative regulation of apoptotic process; regulation of mitotic cell cycle. The record is from RefSeq and is a predicted model, not a curated record. The coding region runs from base 117 to 452 and encodes 111 amino acids. Gene Ontology annotation, molecular function: ATP binding; protein serine/threonine kinase activity. The transcript has 3 exons. NCBI's taxonomy places the organism in Eukaryota, Metazoa, Chordata, Actinopteri, Perciformes, Cyclopteridae. Gene Ontology annotation, cellular component: cytoplasm.
UCUUUUUUGUCUUUCAGGUUAUAAUUAAGCAGUUGGUGAGUGUAGCCAUUGACCUGCAGGAGAAACACAUUUUCCACCGGGACAUCAAGCCGGAAAAUCUCCUUAUUGAGACCUGCAUGAAGGCGCCGCGAGUUCGCGUCAUCGACUUCGGUCUGAGCUGCUUCGCCGAAGAAGACGACGCCUUUGACACCUUUUAUGGUACUCACAUCCCCCCAGAGUGGUCCAGUCGGGAGGAGUACAAAGCGGGACCCUCGACAGUAUACCAGAUCGGAAUGGUCCUGUUCUUCAUGCGACACAAGGCGGCAUCUACACCGGAGAUGACCUUUCAGGAGCUGAAUGAGACCAGUUGGCUUUCCAAAGAUGGCAAAGAUUUCUUUGAGGCGUCCUUAUGUGCGGACCCGGAUAUUCGUUUCACUCUGUACCAGCUGAAGCAUCACCCGUGGCUGAGAUAGCAUCACACACACAAACACACACACACACGUCUUCAUUUAUUUAUUCCUCAUACGUCUGCCAAUCAAUUUUUACCCGCUGUCAUCGUAACACCAGCCGCGCAGAUCAGCUGGUCCACUCUAUUCAAUAAGCACAAGGAAACAAUGAUAUGGUUAGCCUAUCAUCUUGCUGCUGUCUUAUUUAAAUAUGACUGUCUCUCUACCGUCAGUUCAUUCAUGUUGCUUUUACGCACAAUUCAAGGUGAAGACAAUAAUCAGAACGUCGCAUCCGGAUCUUCUCCUCGAUAUAAUAUAAAUAUGGCCAGGAGCCGAGGCGCUGCCCAAACCGUGAGAUUGUUCAAUCUCUUGCAUUUCCCUGUUGGACAGGAGAAACAUUACCGUA